Caenorhabditis auriculariae is the source of this 2330-nucleotide messenger RNA. The record is from the annotation of a GenBank genome assembly. NCBI's taxonomy places the organism in Eukaryota, Metazoa, Nematoda, Chromadorea, Rhabditida, Rhabditidae.
AUGCAGAAAUUUCAUCGAUCGAUUUCUCAAGUUACAGGUGAGAUUUGCAAAAUAAUUUUUUUCAGGAAAAAGGUAAUAUAAUGGAAUUUGAAAUCCUAGUAAAAUAACUAUGCUUUCAUUAGAGGAAAACAAUUUUUUUGAAUUCUAAGACCCCAAAAAAUUGAAGCAGAAGUUAAAAAUCAUAUGAACAGCUCUGGGAACGGUUAGACUGCUGUUAACAAUAGACUUCCAAAAAACAUCAAAAUGUGUGAAGGAGACAAUUUCAUUUAAUGAAAAGCCUUUCGAAAUAAAAAAAAUUCAGCCAUGAUUUUUCAAUUUUCGAAACAAAACUAGGCCUACAAUCCAUACUUUUCAACUACAUAAUCUUCAAAACGGAAAAUCUGCACAGGUAGAUACUGUGAAGGUCCAAUUCAGACCUUCAGAAGCUUUUAAGAAAACACAAAAACCGCAAAAUCAAAUAACCUCCACCAUAAGACUUCUUUUUCAGUAUUUUCUAAAAAACUUUCUUUCCUUUCUCUUGCCAAGUUUAUUGGUUUUCUCCCAAAAUUGGUUCUUUUUCCAGGGUCGACGGAAAAACUGACGCUGUUCGCCCCGUUCCACACAAUCAUUGGCGCUUCAGAGGACAACAGCGGGGCUCUGAAAAACAUCAAACGAAUUUGCUCGUACGCCGUUUUACUCUCAAACUUCAACCUUAAUAGCCCUUGAAGGAGCGUCAGAGCCUGGGAAUCGUGCGUGAGGUCGUGCUCCAGAGAUGAUGCUCGGGAGAUUCUGCUCUCUUCGAUGAAUCAGUGGAAAAACUUCUGCGCCAUCGUGCGGAAGCCGAGUAGAGGUUUUGUGGGGCUGGAUUUACUAUAAAAUUUGAAAAUUGCAUUUGAAGCAGCCCAACUUUCUUGUGACUAUAGUCAAUCCUUCACUUAUCUGAAAUAGUUUUGUAAUGAUUUUUUUCCAAUAUUUUUUUGUUUCAAAUCUUUUUCGAAGCUUAAUCAAUCAAUCAAUCAAAUCAUUUAUUUUGUCAGAAGGAAAGCUACCCCAAAAGAGUGAAGAUGUGUCACAAAAUGUCGAGAGAAUUUCGACAAAUUUAUUUGAAAUUUAAGAACAAGCCUUUUUUUCAAAUUUUUUUCUUAAACUGCAAAAAUCUCAAUAUCUCACUUGAACUGACCUACAGGAUAUUUUACAAACUAAUCAAUUUCUUCAGACACCGACGAAUAUUUCAACUGCGAACGGGAAAACCAACAGUACGUCUCACAAAAUUGCCAACGUUUUCAUCCUGUCACUUAUUCAAUUACACAAUUUUGCAAGUUUGUUUUCAUAUUUUCCGUUUAUUUAUACAUUAUCCAUUUGCAGAUCCGUGGAAAAAUAUCGAAACUGUGUGAGUCGAUAUGUACCGCAGUGCUCUGAAAAUGCAUUGAGGGUAAGUUUCAGAAAAGAUGAAAAAACUUGAAUUCCAUUUCAGAUAAAAUCCGAAAUCGAUACAGCGGUAGAAGCUUCAUUUGUUAAGAUAAUGCGAUUUUCGGCCAACAAAGUCCGAAUCCCACACAAGUCAGUUUUUAUAUCGGUAUAUAGGCUUAUGUUCUUUUUUUUGAGUUUUUUGAAAGUUAUGAUCCGUUUUCAAAAAAGUUAUCGAAAACUUCAAACAGACAAGUCGGGCUUACUGUAGGUCAAAGCUACAAGACCAGAAGCCUACACGGUGGAAAAAUUUCGGAAUAACAGGCUUAGGAACUUCAAAAUGGUCCCCAUAGGGGCAACCUUAGGGCCCUUGGAGGGUUUCCUUAAGGAAAAACUUCACCAACCCCUAAAGAGGCCACUAAUGCGUGAAAAAAGGGCCCCUAUAGGGGAGAUUCUGGUCUAUAAUUUUUAUUAACUCUGUGCGAAGAAGCAUUUCCAUGCGAAAAAUUAAACAAAUAACCUUUUUUUAAUAGAAUUGAGAGAUCCCUUUAGAGUCCACUUGAGCUUACAAGGAUGAGGGGCCAGACUCCAAACCCCUUUUGGGAUCACUUUAAUUUUACCCCUAAAGGAACCACUUUCCCGGUCACCUUUGGAGGCCUUUUUUCAUCCCUUACCCCUAAAGGGACCACUAUAAAUUUCCUAAGUACAUUUUUUUGUAACAUUAUCGUUUUUGUAAUUUGGAUAAAAACUAUCAUCAUAUUUUUCUUGAUCGCACUUAAUCUGAACUUUCAGAUGUAAUAUGUGGCAUCGCCCUCGCACUCGGGAGAAGCCAACCAAAGAAGAUUUUCCUGCGAUCCCGACAAAAAGCUAUCCGACUACUACGAAAGCCACAACGGUUGUCCAAAAAGAAAACCUGGCUCCAUCCACUACUGAACAAACAGUAG